Caenorhabditis briggsae is the source of this 1701-nucleotide messenger RNA. RefSeq names its product Protein CBR-IFA-1 (gene Cbr-ifa-1). The transcript is spliced from 7 exons. Lineage: Eukaryota; Metazoa; Nematoda; Chromadorea; Rhabditida; Rhabditidae. The record is from RefSeq and is a predicted model, not a curated record. The coding region runs from base 1 to 1701 and encodes 566 amino acids.
AUGUCUUUCACCUCUACCACCCCUUCAGCAAGGGCUCCACUUGGAGGAAGGACCACUGGAAAUGUUACUUCGCAAGACCGUAUGCUUAAAAUCGUGACCGAGAUGCGCUCUGGCGCCGGAUCUGGCUCGCCAUUCGGUUCCAAUGCCGCUUCGACCAUCCGUGACUCUCGCGAACGUGAGAAGAAAGAGAUGAGCGACUUGAACGAUCGACUUGCUAGCUACAUCGAAAAGGUCCGCUUCCUCGAAGCCCAGAACAGAAAGUUGGCCGCCGAUCUCGACGCGCUUCGCUCCAAAUGGGGAAAGGACACGCACAACAUCCGCAACAUGUACGAAGGGGAGCUUUCGGAUGCCCAAAAGUUGAUUGAUGACACCAACAAGCAACGUAAGGAUAUGGAGAGCCAAAUCAAGAAGAUGCAAGAUGAGCUCGCAGAGCUCCGUAGAAAAUACGAGGACGCCAUCAAGGGACGUGAACACGAUCGUGCUAAGAUUGACGAUCUUCUCGUCCAGCUUUCCAAGAUCGAAGCUGAGAUCAGCCUCUUGAAACGCCGUAUCGGGCAACUUGAGGACGAGGUCAAGCGCAUCAAGCAAGAGAAUCAGCGUAUGCUCUCUGAGCUUCAAAGAGCCCGUACCGACUUGGACCAGGAGACCCUCAACCGCAUCGACUACCAGAAUCAAGUGCAAACUCUUCUCGAGGAGAUCGACUUCUUGCGUCGUGUCCAUGACAACGAAAUCAAGGAGCUCCAAACUUUGGCCUCCCGUGAUACCACUCCAGAGAACCGCGAGUUCUUCAAGAACGAGUUGUCCUCUGCUAUCCGUGAUAUCCGUGAGGAAUACGACCAAGUCAACAACGUCCACCGUAAUGAUAUGGAAUCGUGGUACCGUCUCAAGGUCCAAGAGAUUCAGACCCAGUCAGCCAGACAGAGCAUGGAACAAGGAUACGCCAAGGAAGAGGUCAAAAGACUUCGCACCCAGCUUGCGGAUCUGCGUGGAAAACUCGCUGAUCUUGAAUCUCGCAACUCCCUUCUCGAGAAACAAAUCCAAGAGCUCAACUAUCAAUUGGAAGACGACCAGAGAUCAUACGAAGCUGCCCUCAACGACAGAGAUUCGCAGAUCAGAAAAAUGCGCGAGGAAUGCCAAGCCCUUAUGGUCGAGCUCCAGAUGCUUCUCGAUACCAAGCAAACCCUCGAUGCCGAAAUUGCCAUCUACAGAAAGAUGUUGGAAGGAGAGGAGAACCGUGCUGGACUCAAGCAACUUGUCGAGCAAGUCGUCAAGACCCACGCCAUUUCCCAAGAAACCGACACAGAAACGAUGAGAGUUGUGAAGGGCGAGACCGCCUCCCGUCAAUCCUUCCAACGUUCAGCCAAGGGAAAUGUUUCUAUCCACGAGGCAUCGCCAGAUGGAAAGUACAUCGUCCUCCAGAAUACUCAUCGUGCCAAGGACGAGGCAAUCGGUGAGUGGAAGCUGAAGAGACGUAUCGACGGAAAGCGCGAGAUUGUCUACACCGUUCCAAGAGACUUUGUCCUCCGCGCCGGAAAGACGCUCAAGAUCUUUGCCCGUAACCAAGGAGUCGCCUCGCCACCUGAUCAAUUGGUCUAUGACGCCGAAGACUCGUUCGGAAGCGGAAACAACGUCCAAACCAUCCUCUUCAAUAAAGAAGGAGAGGAACGUGCUACCCACAUCCAACGCCAGAGCACUGCCUAA